ACCAAACGCUUCAGCACUGGCUGUAGCUAUCCUCCCUGAGUUGAAAGCAAUCCAAAAAAAUCGUCCCGUAGAAUCAUACUGCUUUCCCCAGUGAUCGGAAAACACGAAACUGCGGCCAUGCGGUGUGUCGUCCUCCUGGGGCUGUCCUGGUUGUGGGCGACGGUCCUGCUGCCCUUAGGCAGUUGCCAGGACAACUGCAGGGUGCAAGAUGGCAGACCAGGGGUGAAGGGGAUGACUGGCCGGAAUGGGCUGAAUGGACAGAAAGGAGAAAAAGGAGAGCCCAGUUACUUCGACGGGCCAAACAGACUGCAGGGCCCGAAGGGGGACCCGGGCAGCAAAGGAGAGCCGGGUGACAUGGGCAUGAAGGGUUACCCAGGCGACGGAGGGCCACAGGGGCCCCCAGGAGCGCCGGGCCCCAAGGGCCCCAGCAGAGGAGGCGGCGACAUCGCACAGGAAAAGCAAUCGGCCUUCUCCGUCACUCUGACCACGGCAGAGUCUCCCCCCAUUAACACCCCACUGCGCUUCACUGACAAAAUCGUGAACCUCAAUGAUGACUUUGUGAUAGAGCAGCGCAACGUGGACCAGGGCAAGUUUGUUUGCAAGAUCCCAGGGCUGUACUAUUUUGUGUUCCACAGCCAGUCCAUGCAGGCCAACUGUUUGAGGCUAAAGAGGCGCGGUGCUAGGGAUGUGGAGGACACAUCUCUGAGUUUCUGUGACUAUAACAAUAGAGGAUUGAAGCAGGUUGUGUCUGGUGGCCAAGUGAUGGAGCUGUCUGUGGGUGAAAAAGUUUGGCUGGAGCCUUUCAGAGGUGAAAAAGCUAACGCUGAUCGCCCAGGUCAAAAGUUUUUCAUUUUCAAUGGGUUCCUCAUAAGUCCAACUGAGUAACUGCUAAGCUCUGCCAAGCCUUCCAGCUCACAGUGCCCUUAUCGCGCAAAUGUGUCAUCUUUCAUCAACAACGCAAAAAAUACAGUGUAAAUACUGCACAACACUUGGAGUAUUCUCUGGGAUCAAAUGCAAUCCAUGCAAUAGAUGUUAAAUCAACUCUCUAAGUGAUGUACUGUGAUGACGUUUUCAAAAUACAGUAAGAAGCCUGAUUGCUAACCGAACUCCAUGACUAACCUCCCGAACCUACUGAUUGACAUGACCUGCAUGAAUAAAAAUCUUACAUGUAGGCCUACAUAAUGUACCUCCUUCUGUAAACUGAUUCCCCACCAAAUAAAAUCAACCAAAUGGUUGCAGCUUCUAGUUUGUUCGCUUGUUUGUCAAUUUUGUUUUGUUUGUCCAACAUUGAAUAAAGAGGAUAUUUCAUUUACAAAAUGGACAUCCAUGA
This is a messenger RNA of Engraulis encrasicolus (European anchovy), 1330 nucleotides long. RefSeq names its product complement component 1, q subcomponent, A chain (gene c1qa). The record is from RefSeq and is a predicted model, not a curated record. The transcript has 3 exons. Bases 118 to 885 code for a protein of 255 amino acids. NCBI's taxonomy places the organism in Eukaryota, Metazoa, Chordata, Actinopteri, Clupeiformes, Engraulidae. Gene Ontology annotation, molecular function: protein binding.